AUGACCUCGUCGAGAGCCAACCUCACCGAUUUCGAAAAAUCCAUUGUGGAUAAGGCGAUCGAGGCGAUGCAAUUCGCAUACUGCAAGUACAGCAACUUCAAAGUGGGAGCUGCGGUGGUGUGCGAGGAUGGGGAAGUCAUCAUUGGUGCCAACCAUGAAAAUGCCUCGUAUGGAGCCACAAUCUGUGCUGAGAGAAGUGCAUUGACCUCGGCACUCACAAAGGGACACAGAAAGUUCAAAUUGGUGGCAAUUGUCUCUGAGCUGGAGCAUAGCGCUGGAUACUUGCAAAGCAAUCCACAUUCCGUUCAACCUUGGAAAAUGGGAUAUUUGCAGUCCCACUUAACUAUCACUACCCCAUCCCAAACACUCUUACCUUCUACCGACAAGGUGACCACCACCUACCAAAAGCAAUACACCGACAUGACUCCAUUCAUCAAGAAGAUUGUCAAGAACCACGCUCGUGUGCUCGUCUACUACGGUGACACCGACAUGGCAUGCAACUUCAUGAUGGGACAACAGUUCGUCGAUCAGUUGGGACUCCGUAGAACAUUGAAGAAGACUCCAUGGAAGUUCGACAGACAAAUCGCUGGAUUCAAACCACUCUUCGAUGGGCUCAGCUUCAUAACUAUCCGCGGAGCCGGACUUAUGGCGUAA
This is a messenger RNA of Caenorhabditis remanei, 654 nucleotides long. RefSeq lists its product as uncharacterized. Gene Ontology annotation, biological process: proteolysis. The transcript is spliced from 5 exons. Gene Ontology annotation, molecular function: zinc ion binding; serine-type carboxypeptidase activity; cytidine deaminase activity. Lineage: Eukaryota; Metazoa; Nematoda; Chromadorea; Rhabditida; Rhabditidae. Bases 1 to 654 code for a protein of 217 amino acids. Gene Ontology annotation, cellular component: cytosol. The record is from RefSeq and is a predicted model, not a curated record.